This is a messenger RNA of Penicillium atrosanguineum, 3408 nucleotides long. RefSeq names its product transcription factor domain-containing protein. Bases 1 to 3408 code for a protein of 1135 amino acids. Gene Ontology annotation, biological process: DNA-templated transcription; positive regulation of transcription by RNA polymerase II; transmembrane transport. Lineage: Eukaryota; Fungi; Ascomycota; Eurotiomycetes; Eurotiales; Aspergillaceae. The transcript is spliced from 10 exons. The record is from RefSeq and is a predicted model, not a curated record. Gene Ontology annotation, cellular component: nucleus. Gene Ontology annotation, molecular function: transmembrane transporter activity; DNA-binding transcription factor activity, RNA polymerase II-specific; zinc ion binding.
AUGGCUCAACCAGACCUCGAAUGCCAGAAAGCAGAGCCGCAGCUGGACUCUCCUCACGACUCGGACACAGACUCAAAUUCACCCACAAAGCCGCAGCCGCAGCCGCAGAACGGCUACGCCAUUCCGACAUGGCGCAAGUGGCUCAUCUUGUUCAUCGUCAGCUGGAUGACUCUGGCUGUUACCUUCUCAAGUACUUCACUUCUGCCCGCGACCUCCGAGAUCGCAACGGAGUUCUCGACCUCUAAGGAGAUUCUCAAUGUUAUCAAUGCUGGCGUUUUGAUUGCAAUGGGCUUUUCAUCGUUCAUCUGGGGUCCUGUCACAAAUGUCUUUGGACGCAGAGUUGCGUAUAACGCGGCGAUUGUUGUUCUGUGUGGUUGUUCGGCUGGGACGGCCGCUUCGAUCGAUUUGAAUAUGUUUAUUGCAAUGCGUCUGCUGAGCGGGUUUACGGGGACAUUCUUUAUGGUUGCGGGGCAGACUAUUAUCGCGGAUAUUUAUGAGCCGACUGUGCGGGGUACCGCAGUUGGAUUUAUGAUGGUGGGUUCAGUCAGUGGGCCGGCUAUUGGCCCUUGCAUUGGUGGAAUCAUCGUUACCUUCUCCCAAUGGCGCAUCAUCUACUGGCUGCAGUUUGGCAUGACUGCCCUCGGCCUAGCACUUUCCUUCUUCUUCCUGCCGACAAUCAACAACAAGAGAGAAAUGGAAACAGCAACUAGACCUCGUACGGCACGGUCUGUAUUGAGCAUGUUCAACCCGCUUCGCAUUUUCCGGCCCUUUGUCUAUCCGAAUGUGUUUCUCUGCCACUUGACAUGCGGUCUUCUUGCCACCUUCCAAUACGCUAUCCUCACAUCCGCCAGUUCAAUCUUCAAUCCGCGCUUCAACCUUACCACUCCCCUGGUCAGCGGUCUAUUCUACCUUUCCCCAGGGAUGGGCUUCCUCAUCGGAAGUGUGUUGGGCGGUAAACUUUCCGACCGUGCGGUGAAGAAGUGGAUUGUCAAAAGGAAUGGUGUGCGUCUUCCUCAGGAUCGCUUGAACAGUGGUCUCAUCACUCUGUUUCUUGUACUCCCUGGAGCGACUUUGAUCUAUGCAUGGACUCUUGAGGAAGAAGUGGGUGGCAUGCCUGUUCCGGUUAUAGCUGCUUUCUUCGCUGGUGUAGGGUUGUUGGGCACGUUCAAUGGGUUGAACACAUAUUCAGCUGAGGUGAUGCCGCAUAUCCGUUCCGAGGUGGUCAGUGGCAAAUAUGUCGUGCAGUAUAUCUUUGCUGCUGCGGCGACUGCUGCCGUUGAGCCUUUAAUCAACUCUAUUGGUGUUGGCUGGACGUUUACGAUUUGGCUGAAACGUGAUUCCAUUUUCUCCGAUGACGAAGGCGAUCGCCAGCAAAGGAGGAAGUUCGUCGCCUGCCAACGCUGCCAUGCGCAUAAAAUCAAAUGCUCCGGCGAUCUGCCAUGUAGCAAGUGUCGCUCUGUAGGAUGCGCUGAUGAGUGCGCGUAUGCUUCAAGGGACCGCCAGGUCAAGGUUAGCGAAAAGUAUCUCGAUCAGCUACUUGCAGAGAAUCGGCGCUUGAAGGAGCAGUCGGUCACCUCGGCUGACGCGGCCGAAGCCAAUGAUCCCCCAAAUACAGGACGAGGUCCUUCUCGAGUAGAUGCAGCAGAUGCAACAAGCAUCCAAAAUCCGAUCAUCGGUGACCGAGCCUGGUUUCACCGCUACGAUCCAUCUUCGCCGCCAAUCUACAUUGGCGAAGCAGCUUGCUCGGCCUUUGCAACGCGAUUCCGUCGCUUUCUCACAGGGAACAAUUCCACUGCUCACAUCUCUCGAACGCAAUGGGAGCGCGAAGAAACUAUAGCUGCGGCAGCUAACGAAGCCGACGCUCAGUGGCCUAGCCUGCACCAUGCACGCCUACUGGUGCGCAUUGCCAUCCACCAAAUCGGAUACUUGUACCAUCUGAUGAUGCGAAAAUCUACACUCGACAAACUCGAAGAAAUCUACCAAGAUGGAUCCUUCGACUGCAAAGCCAACAAGUGCAAAUUCUUCGCCCUCUUCGCCUUCGGACAAGCAUACUCUAUCCGCUCUGAACCAACUUCCGGAUCUCGCGUGCCAGGAACCGCAUACUUCGCUCGAGCAAUGAGCCUAGUCCAAGUCCUACCCGAGCGAACAAGCAUAACACACCUCGAAACCCUCCUUCUCUUAUCCCUCUUCUCUUACUACCUCAACCGCCGCCACUCGGCCUACGUCCUAAUCAGCAACGCAAUGCGCAUGGGCCUAACAAUAGGUCUGAACCACAAUAUCCCAGAAAGCCAACUAAUUGACCCCAUCGAACGCCAACACCGCAUAGAAAUCUGGUGGACAAUCUACAUCUUCGACCGAAUGUGGGGCUCAAAAAUGGGCCUACCCAUGCAAAUCCUAGACGAAGACAUCCACGUCGACAUGCCAAAAACCAUAUCUCCAACCUGGCGCCAUGAAGAAGAACUCUCCGACACAGCCUACAUGACCGCCAACAUCAAACUAGCCCGCAUAGUCGGCGAAACAAUCACAAAACUAUACAGCCGGCGCAAAUAUCAAGAAACAUUCCUCCAGCGCGUGCAGAAGCUUCUCAAAUCAUUAAAAAACUGGGUCGAAACAUUACCUGAAAGUUUACGUCUGAACAUGGAAGAUCUGGAAUCUUCCAAAAAACCAGUCGUCUCUCUACACAUGGCGUUUAAUCAAUGCGUUAUCCUAACAACAAGACCAACACUCCUCCACCUCCUCAUAACACUCCGCAGAGAUCCGAAGAAGAUCAACAUAUCAAUCGACUCCGUUUCAAAACCAGUCCUCACCCUAAGCGAAGCUUGUAUCCACGCAGCGAGACAUUCGCACAGUAUGAUUCUAACACGCUGGAUAAACGGUACAAUGCCUACAUUCGGCUACUUCCACGCACACUACCUCUUUUCGUCGGCGCUCAUCCUCGCAAUGUCUUCAUUUGUGCCGGUUGGCAAUGCAUCCGAUAUGUCUGGCUUCGAUUCUGCUUUAGAUCUCCUGCGCUCGAUGACGGAGAAUGGGAACCUCGCUGCAGCGGAGUUCUAUCAUAACCUUGAGCAGGUGAAGGUUUGUUUGAAUGGGUAUCGGGGUGGGAGGAGCGGGGAGUCUGAGGUUUCUGUUCAGCCUGUGGCUUCAGUGCCGGCGCCGGUGUCUGGGUCUGGAUUGGGGUCGACGUUGCCGGUAAUGCCGGAGAGUCAUGAGUUGAUGGGUGGGGGUGGACAGGGGAUGGAAUAUGCGGUGCAGAGGGAGACAAUGGUUGGGUAUACGACUGAGAUGGCCUUUUUGGAACCUACGAUGCAGGAUUUCCUGGCGCAGUCGGAUAUUGAUCUUGGGUUAUUGCAUCCUGUUGAUACAUUUUUGAACGAGGCCGAGAACCUUUAUACGAGUCAUGAGUUGUAG